This is a messenger RNA of Aphanomyces invadans, 1648 nucleotides long. RefSeq lists its product as hypothetical. The transcript is spliced from 8 exons. Gene Ontology annotation, biological process: proteolysis. NCBI's taxonomy places the organism in Eukaryota, Oomycota, Saprolegniomycetes, Saprolegniales, Verrucalvaceae. Gene Ontology annotation, molecular function: aspartic-type endopeptidase activity. The coding region runs from base 21 to 1613 and encodes 530 amino acids. The record is from RefSeq and is a predicted model, not a curated record.
GAAGCACGCCGACGCUUUCGAUGUUGUGUAACGACGUUGCCGCCACGGCGAUGAGAGCCGACGGCGACGCAUCCGUCUCUAACGACGGAGUCCUUCGGCUCAACCUGCAGAGGAAUGUGCAUUAUCCCACGCGCCGGUGGCAGAGCGAGUCCAACUUGACCGGAGGUCUGACCAUCGAAUCCGACGAGGUGGCUUUGGGUGUCGGCAUUGGGACGCAUUACGCUGAAAUGUACUUGGGGCUUCCACCGCAGAAAGCUUCCGUCAUAAUCGACACAGGAAGCCACAUGACCGCGCUUCCAUGCACAUCAUGCAUCGACUGCGGCGACCAUACCGACCCGCCUUACGACAUGACCAAGUCCACGACCGCCAAUUACCUCACGUGUGCCGAGUACAGUCGGUGCAAUUCGUGUGAAUCCAACAACCAGUGCCGUGUGUCCCAGAGCUAUGCCGAAGGCAGCAUGUGGAGUGCGUUGAUGGUGAGCGAACUGUGCUGGGUGGGGUCGCUCCCUGCGGCCGACGGUGCCGCGGACAUGAACGUAUCCACGAUGCUGUCCAAGUACGGCGUCCGAUUCCCAAUCGGGUGUCAAACCCGCGAGACUGGCCUGUUCAUCUCCCAGAAGGAGAACGGGAUCAUGGGGAUGGCCCAGGACCCCAAUACGAUCGUGCCAUACCUGGUCAAGAGCGGCGUGCUAAAGGCCAACAUGUUUUCGCUGUGCUUCGCAGACACGGGCGGGACGAUGGUGCUGGGCGGCGUCGACACCAAGCUGCACCUAGCGCCACCCAUGUUUACACCGCUGUUGACGACGAGUGGCUGGUUCACGGUGGAAGUCCUCGACAUCUUGAUCGGCAACGUCUCGCUCAACGUGCCCCCGUCGUGGUACAACAGCGGCCGCGGCGUCAUCGUCGAUAGCGGGUCCACCGACUCGUACAUGCCAUCGAGUGUCGGGUCCGCAUUUGCCGCGCUGUACAAGAAGAUGGCCCACGGCGUCGCCUACCGAGAAGACGAUGCAGUGCUCCUCCAUCCCGCGGACCAGCGCACGCUGCCGGCGAUUCAAUUUGUUUUACGGGGAAUGACCAAGGGGUCAUCGGUCGUGCUGUCGCUCCCACCGACGCAGUACUACACGACCAACGCGGACGGAACGGUGGCGAACAAUGUGCACUUUACGCAGUCCAGUGGGGGCGUGCUGGGCGCGGCCGCGAUGGCCAACUUUGACGUGAUAUUCGACAUGGCGAACAAACGAGUCGGGUUUGCGCCCGCUCGAUGCGAUCGAUCGGUGCCAGGCGCGGGCGAUCGCCAACCACUCGUGUCGCGAGGGAAAUGGACGGACAAGACGUUCUGGGACUCGUACGGGUCCCUCGUGACCGUGCUCGUUGUGUGCUCGAUCGUUGGCAUGGCGGCCCUCGUGCUGCGACUGCUCUGGCGGCGGUGUCGGCGCAAGUCAUCGUGGACAGAAUUGGCCGUCGACGAGUCAGCGCCAACUCCCGUCCAGCAUCAAGUGAGCCCGAUCAAGGACGACGACAACGACGUCGAUUUGCAAACACCCGCGUCUCCGCAGCGAAAGCUGUCCCGGUCCCCAGACCUGCACUCGAUUGUCGAAGUUGAUGAAUCCUAGCAAGACCACACACACACCCCUCUCUCUCGCUUCCA